AUGGGAAUCUGCAUAUCCACUGUAUCUUCAGAGAUUCAAGACUCUGAAGAUGGCCAUGAGAAUGUGGUAUUCUUUGAAGAUUCCACUGCUUCUAUAGGAAUUCAGAGGCUUGGCUCUCUUCAUUCUCAGCCAGGAAGCAAAGGACUAAACCAAGAUGCUGCCAUCCUCCAUCAGGGCUAUGGAAUGGAAGAUGGAGCCUUCUGUGGAGUUUUUGACGGCCAUGGAAAGAAUGGUCACAUAGUGAGCAAAAUUGUGAGAAACCACUUACCAUCAUUGCUGCUAAACCAAAAGAACACGCUCUUAAAGGCGAAUACUGCAAUGAAGGGUGAAGAUUUGCAUACUCAAAAGGAAAGAAGAGAUGGCAUGGUGAUGCCAAACAAGAUUUUCAGGAAAUGGCAAGAGGCUUGUGUUGGAGCUUUCAAGGUGAUGGACAAGGAGAUUAAGCUUCAAGAGGAUUUGGACUGCUCUUGCAGUGGAACCACUGCUGUAGUCAUAGUAAAACAGGGAGACGAUCUUGUUAUAGCUAAUCUUGGCGAUUCAAGAGCGGUUUUAGGGACAAUUACUGAGAAUGGAGUCACUGCUGUUCAGUUAACUACUGAUUUGAAGCCUGGCCUGCCCAUGGAGGCAGACCGAAUAAGGAAAUGCAAUGGCAGAGUGAUCUCGCUGAAGGAAGAGCCGCACAUUCAGCGCGUGUGGUUGCCCAAUGAGGACUCACCUGGCCUAGCCAUGUCUCGAGCUUUUGGAGACUUCCUGCUCAAGAACCAUGGCAUAAUCGCCAUCCCUGAUAUCUCAUAUCGCCGUCUAGCUUCCAAUGACCAGUUUCUUGUUCUAGCAACUGAUGGGGUGUGGGAUGUGCUGAGUAACAGCCAAGUUGCAGGGAUAGUUUGGUCAGCAGAGAGUGAAGAGGAGGCGGCAAAAGCAGUGGUGGAUGCGGCCACUGCUGCAUGGAAGCACAAGUUCCCUUCUUCAAAGGUGGAUGACUGCACUGUGGUCUGCCUCUUCUUGCAGAAGAGGCAGCAAGUGCUUCAAGCCUGCAAUCCUCCCAGUUGAGGAUUUCCUCUCUUUUUCACUGCAAUAGUCAGGAAAGGAGAACAGCAAAAUUGAUAAUAAUUUGGGCAUUGAAGUUAUCUCAAUGAUGCAGGCUGAAGAUAUGACUGAAAAGAAGGCACCAAUGUAUAGAUUAGGAUGUAAAACCCAAUCCGGAGUGAUUUUGGUUAAAGUGCUUUUAUAUACAGUAUUUUGUUGAUUGCUCGUUAAUUGGAGAAAUUCUUCUAAAGA
Molecule: messenger RNA, 1278 nt
Organism: Vitis riparia (riverbank grape)
Lineage: Eukaryota; Viridiplantae; Streptophyta; Magnoliopsida; Vitales; Vitaceae
Product: probable protein phosphatase 2C 72
Exons: 5
Coding region: 1-1050 (349 amino acids)
Biological process (GO): protein dephosphorylation
Molecular function (GO): protein serine/threonine phosphatase activity
Source: RefSeq, a predicted model, not a curated record